Molecule: messenger RNA, 952 nt
Organism: Coccidioides immitis RS
Lineage: Eukaryota; Fungi; Ascomycota; Eurotiomycetes; Onygenales; Onygenaceae
Exons: 1
Coding region: 195-692 (165 amino acids)
Source: RefSeq, a predicted model, not a curated record
UCACGAGAAAAACAUGGCUAAUAUUAUCUAUCAAAUCAGAAGAGGGAACAAAUGAGGACACAACAGAUAAAUACAUACACAGAUGGCCAAUUUAGUCAGGUAUAUAUCAUAAAAAAGAAAAAAAAAGAAAAGGUCAAGAAAAAUGCCAGACACCAGCUUCAAGGAUGAAAGAAAUAAAUGGAUGACCAAAAUCAAUGCCCAGCAGAUUGCACCCUCCCCCCGACAUAGAAACGAUGAGAGGAAAGGGAAGGAGCAAAGAAAAAGAAAAUAGAAUAAAAACCACACAUGGAGCUGAUGAUCAUUGCCCAACAAUUGAAAUUUCGCCGCCCAUCCUAUCCCUCCCGUCCCCUGUGGCCAUGGAGUGUCAACAAGAUAUCUCGUUCGCCGCCCUUCGCGUUCAAAUCACCCACCCCCUUUUAUUUUUCCCCCUUUCACGAACAUACCUCCAAAAUAUAUACUUUCUCGCGCUGAAGAUUCCCGUCAAGUCCGACAGUGCAGGCAAAGAAACGUGCUUUGCAGCAACAACUAGAGUUGACAGGUUAAAAAGCUUCACACUCGUAAGCCCUGGCCUAUCGAACCUUUUUCUGAUAGACAGCCAUUGCCCGACACUCGAUAUUUACUUCUCGGCAGGGGUGCAAACUGGCGUACAACCGGACCAUCUUAGAUCUCGGAAUUGCGAGGCUUUUUUUUGAGGGGAAAAAAAAAGGACAAGAAUAAUAAUAGACAGAAUUGAAGACAAGAUAAAAGAAAACUGGAAAACGAGUACAGCAAACGACAAGGGAAAGAAGUCAGUAAAGCACAGAAAACAACAAUGAGAUAUACAUCUUUAAAGAUCGGCGACGACGGCUGCAUAGCUGUCAAAACUAGGUAUUUUUGUGGAAGUGAUAGGUAAUCCCACACCAUAUGCAGUCAAGAAAUAUUAACUCAAAAAAAAAAAAAAAAAAAAAAAAAA